Neodiprion virginianus is the source of this 2626-nucleotide messenger RNA. Its product is annotated as RCC1-like G exchanging factor-like protein. NCBI's taxonomy places the organism in Eukaryota, Metazoa, Arthropoda, Insecta, Hymenoptera, Diprionidae. The record is from RefSeq and is a predicted model, not a curated record. Bases 197 to 1525 code for a protein of 442 amino acids. The transcript has 8 exons.
AAAACUAGUCCAACUUUCGAGCCGAACGGUGCUUCAGUGUCGUCUCCUGCCGACUGCUCCGUGAUUAAGUGUUAUCGGUGUUACCGCAGAUGAAAUUCUAACCUCAAACAACAGACAACCGUGCAAAACAGUCGCUUACUCAACUAUGCCAUAAUUAGUACGGCACGUUUCAACUAUUACUACAAAAGUUUAAAUAAUGUUUAAGCUAGUCAGAAAUUAUUCAAAAUUAUCUUCUCCAAAAGUCCGCCAAAAAUUGACAGCAACGAAAACAAAAUCUCCAAACCCACCACCAAACGAAUUGCCAGUAUUUCAAUAUCCAGUAAGUCAGAGUAGCGACCGCAGGGUGUACGUUUGGGGCCUUGCUGGUCAUGGAGCCUUGGGACUUCAACCGCCGAUCGCGAAGCGCAAGAAGUUCUUAUUUUAUCACAAACCGAACAGACUUCGAUUUGCAGAACAGCAUCGAGUGAUAGAUAUCGAAUCUGGUUAUGGGUUUACGGUCUUUGCCGUUGACUCGAAAGAUGGAAACAUCCUUUGGGGAAAUGGAAUUAACACAGAUUCUCAAUUGGGAUAUGAUGAAGCAGCAAAGGAUCCUCAAAAUGUUGUUCCGCUCCCAAAGCCGAUACAUCUGCCAUUAAAAAAUCCGUCCAGUCAAGUAACUGGACUUGCUGCUGGUCGUGCACAUUUGUUAGUUCUAACAACCGAAGGCCUGUUUACACUUGGAAAUAAUGGUUAUGGUCAAUGUGGACGACCAAUAAUUGUCGAUGAAGAUUACACAAAUAAUACAAUAGUUCAUCAUAUACCAGACAUCAAAGGGGAGCGCAUAAAAUCUGUAACAGCAGGCCAAGAUCACAGUAUUCUUUUAAGCGAGUCAGGCCAAGUUUAUACAUUUGGAUGGGGUGCAGAUGGCCAAACUGGUCUUGCACAUUACAGAAAUGAGUACAAACCGAGCUUAGUGAAAGGAGACUUGGCUGGUGAAAAUAUUGUCAAAGUUGCCUGUAUGGCAGACUGUGUCUUGGCGCUUAGCGAUAAAGGCACAGUAUUUGGAUGGGGUAAUUCGGAAUAUGGACAGUUGCCAUCUUUGGUUGAUAAUCACCAAAUAAACAUUGCAACAGAAAUCCAAGAGUGUCGCUCCCUGGGACACGUUGUAGACAUUGCUGCAGGCGGAAGCUUUUGCAUGGUUUUAAACAGUGAUGGCAACGUUUUUGUAUGGGGAUAUGGAAUUCUUGGAGUUGGUCCUGCUGUACAAAGAGCAAAAGAACCUACAAUGAUUCCGGCUACUCUGUUUGGUUUUAACGCGUAUAGCCGUAAUAAUCGGGUUUCUCAAAUAUACUGCGGUAUAAGUCAACUGGCGGCAGUGACUGAUAAUGGAGACCUUUAUAUGUGGGGAUGCAACAAAUUUGGAUCUUUAGGACUUGGGAAUAUCGAGGAUCAGUUCUUUCCAUUGAAAGUAGCAGUAGGUGCUCAAGUAAAAAAAGUUUCUUGCGGCGUCGAUCAUACAGUCACAUUAUGUAAACCUUAUAUAUAAAGCAGUGUUUACCCAACGAACAAAACAUAUUUUUACGUAUUGUCGCAAGGUGUGUAUGAAUAUUAAGAGUUGAACCUCGAUAAUGAUACCGGUAUUUGCCAAUUGUAGGAUUGUAAAAAGUAAUGUCUAUUUAAAAGAAGGAAAUAAUUCAUUAUUUCCGGAGAGCUAAUACAGACUUAACUCGUACUAGAGCUUCGCGAUUAAUCGAUUAACCGCAGAUUUGAACUCAUUUUUUAUCCAAUUCGUCGAUUAAUCCAAAAAAAUAAAAAAUCAAUUUCAAUAAACAAAUGGCCGAUUAAUUGAAAAUCGAUUAAUUGAAAGGGUUGAUUACUUGAUUAAUCGGGAAAACUCUAAUCGAUGUUUCUAAUGAAUCCAUUAAUAGGGAAAAUGAUUAAUUGAGAAUGCUAAACAAUCGAUUAUUCAGAAAAACAAUCAAUGAAAAGAGUCAACCAAUCGACUAAUUUCAAAAAAAUGUAUGAUUAAUUGUUUUAUUGUGCAGCCCUGAUUCGUAAAUAAGGAUACUUCAUUAGCCCAUUAAACUGAACUUUUUCUAGUCAGUAUUUUGUUACAGAAAUAAAUAAAAGACAAAAUAAGGGCAAAGAAACUGUUCCUUUUUUAAUCUUCUUCCUGUUUUAAUUAACUAAUUUGUACGUUAACACUCUCAUUUCACUAAGUGCAUCUCAUUAAGUACUAUGCAAUGGAAAAAAAAAAUAAAAAUUGGGUGCAAUCUGAAAUGUAUUAUUAGUACGAAUACUACGCGAUUAUUUGCUUUUUUUUUAUCAAGAAUCUACUUUCUUAGUGAAAUAUAAGUAAAGUGAAAAAAAAAUGAAAAUUUCAAGUUCAAAUAAAUUGAUCAAACUUUCCUUCAGCAAACCAAUGCAAAUGUCAAAGUUUACAUACUGAUAUUAUUAUUUCAUUUUCUUCGAAAACUCAAAUUUCAUCAAAUAACUGGGUUUGAAAACUAUAAAACCGGGACGACACAGAUCAAUAAUUGUGAAUUGAAAAUGUUAUGCAGUUUGGAAAUGUUAGUUUCUAAACUUAAAUUCAGUAAAAUUGAUGAUGAUGUAAUAUUUGUAAUUGAUUCCUAUGACGCGCCAUUUU